This is a messenger RNA of Lates calcarifer (barramundi perch), 1999 nucleotides long. RefSeq names its product protein FAM167A. The coding region runs from base 243 to 725 and encodes 160 amino acids. NCBI's taxonomy places the organism in Eukaryota, Metazoa, Chordata, Actinopteri, Centropomidae. The record is from RefSeq and is a predicted model, not a curated record. The transcript has 2 exons.
UUGAGACACAGACAGCAAGAAAAGGGAGAGUAGAAGUGGGGGAGGGAGGGGUGAGACAGGAGUGUGUAUGAAAGAAGAGAAAAGGGAGAGUGAGACCCUCAUAAGUCUUCAGAAGUGCAAGGGAUCUCAUAACAGAAAAGAUCAGACGAGGCUGUGUCUGCACCACAGCUGAGAGGACGCGACACAGCAGAGGGUCUAGAAGAAACCCCCGUUAGAAAAACUGAGGAUAGAACUAACCUAAUAUGAUGGAUGUGGUCCUAACCAGACUGCGGGACUUCUCCUGCAAGACCUCCACCUUUGAUGACCGUGAACCAGCCGGACGGAGUCCAUGCAGGGACCCUUGGACGAGGACGGAUCCCCUCAGAGAGGAGUGCACAGCUGGAGGAGAAAGAAACAAAGUGGACAUUGAGAGUUCACUGGCCUGGCUGCGAAGAGAACUGAUGGAAAUGCGUUCCCAGGACCAAGCUCUGAUCCGGCAGCUGAUGGAGCUACACUCCGGCAUCCAGGAGCUCAAGCAGGAGUUGUCCGAGGAGGAGCAGGAGGAGGAAACAGACGAGGAGGAGGAGGAGGAGGGAAGCUGCUGGGACUCUGAGAGUGAACAAGGAAGCGGUAGCGUCUACUCAGGGGAGGCGGGCUUUUCUAUUUCCUUCCUGAAGAUGCCUCUGCCCCUUUACUCAGGGGUUUUAUCGAAGAGAACGCUAAGCAGGAGAAGCUCUGUGCCUUGAAAAUUCAACUCUGGUCACCUCACUCAUAUCCUCUAACACAGUAAACAAAGACACGGUGGAGCAUGAUGAAUAAAUCUGCAGUUUCCCACCAUUUUUUUUUUUUUACCAGUGGUGUCAUGUCAUGGCCUCACUAUGUUGAUGUGAUUUCAUUCUAAUGCCUUCAUUAGCUUACACUAUAUUCCUUGUCAUUUUUGUAACAAAAAUAUCACAUUGUUAUUUACAUAGAAAUACACUUAAUCACCCUUUGCUGAGAGUUAGCUGUCGGCUAGCUUUGUUUUGCAUAAAGACUGGAAACAGAGGGAAACAGCUAGCUUAACUCUGUCCAAAGGUUAAAAAAGUAUGUUUUUGCUUUGCAGUUUUUGUACGGAUUAAAUAAAUGAAAUAUAAUGUGUUAAAUAGUGAGGUUUAGUAUUGUCUGUAGGUGGAUUGUGUUGCCUUUGUGCAGAGCCAGGCUAGCUGUUUCCAAAUUAUUAGUCUUUAUGCUAAGCUAAGCUAACUGACAGAUGGCUGCCAUGCUUGACAGAAAGUGAGAGAGAGAAAGGAAUCCUUCCAUCAUCUAACUCUCAGCAAGAAAGAAAGCAGAAAGCUUUUCCAAAAUGUCCUAUUCCCUUAAGUUAGUAUUCGUGUUAAACAUUGACCCAAAGGCAUUGUUGUCGUCUUCGUGUAGUAUUGUGUAUCUGAAAGUGAGAGAAAGUUUUCUUCUCUAUGUAGACAAAUAAUAAUUCUUAGCAGCUUUGAAGACCGUUCAGACUGCCUGCUGAGUUGAUUUUUCAAACACUGUUUAUAUGUUAAAGUCUGAAUUCUCUUGUUUUUAAUGUAAAACUUUGAAAUAUGUGAACCUCUUACUGAGCACCGCAGCUCUGUGUGCAUGUGCUGGAGGCUCACUGACCUUUCACGACGGUAACUGUGCGCAGAAUGGAUUCAAUGCCACAGCAGGACAGCGUGGAGUUCAUUGCAUCUUUAUUAUGCACAUGCAGUGAUAAAACAUUCUGCUGACAGUGAGACAUUGUUAGUGAGAUCUUGUAGUUUUAAAUGUCUGAGGAAAAGAUUAUUAGAGUUAAGUAAGAACAAUGAACCAACCUGUAAAUCCAUGUUUAAAAUGGUAACUGUGGUUAAAUUGCUGAUAUAUAGAAAUAAUCUGUGAACUGUAUAAGAUAGAAUUGUUUGGGAUUGAGAUGUGGAUGUAUUUAUUAACCAUACCUGAACUUUUAGCAGUGUUUCAAACAGGUGCUGUACUGCAACAGUAUGCCAAAACAAUAAAGACAUGAAAAUAU